Messenger RNA from Lodderomyces theae, 1353 nucleotides. RefSeq names its product septin (gene CDC3). Gene Ontology annotation, biological process: cytoskeleton-dependent cytokinesis. NCBI's taxonomy places the organism in Eukaryota, Fungi, Ascomycota, Pichiomycetes, Serinales, Debaryomycetaceae. Gene Ontology annotation, cellular component: septin ring; septin complex; cell division site. Gene Ontology annotation, molecular function: GTP binding; GTPase activity; molecular adaptor activity. The coding region runs from base 1 to 1353 and encodes 450 amino acids. The transcript has 2 exons. The record is from RefSeq and is a predicted model, not a curated record.
AUGACUUCAGUAGUGGAUAAUCUGCAUGCACCACACAGUUCUACGCCUCAAGAUAUCAAAAUAAUCAAAAGAGUGUUGAACGGGUAUGUUGGCUUUGCCAACUUGCCUAAACAAUGGCACAGAAGAUCUCUUAGGAGAGGCUUCAAUUUGAACAUUAUGGCUGUUGGUGAAGCUGGAUUAGGUAAAGCAACAUUGAUUAAUACUCUAUUCAACCGUGAUGUUAUGGGUAAGAGCAGUAAAUUGAAUGAGUAUGAUGGCGGUCAAGAAGAUGACUUUGAAGAUGCCGAAGCUGAAGCUGAAGCUGAACCACUGGAAAAGGAAGGAGGAGAUGCCGGGGUCAAGAUCAAGACUACAGUGACAGAAAUUGAAGAGGAUGGGGUCAAGUUGAAUGUAAGUGUUAUUACUGCGCCAGGGUUUGGUGACGCCUUGAACAACAUUGAUUCGUGGAAACCAAUUGUCGAUGAGAUAAAUAGUAGAUUUGAUUCGUAUUUGGAAGCCGAGUCACGUAUCAACAGGUCGACAGUUGUGGACAACAGGGUGCAUGCGUUUUUGUAUUUUAUCGAACCAACGGGUCACUCGUUGAGAAGCUUGGAUAUUGCAUUGAUGAAGCAAGUCCAUGAAAAAGUCAACUUGAUUCCAAUCAUCUCGAAAUCAGACACAUUGACUGAUGAAGAAGUCCACGAGUUCAAACGUGCAAUUUUGGCAGAUAUUGACUAUCAUGGCAUCAAAAUUUUCACCCCAACCGUAUCGGAGAAUGACGAUGAAGAAGUCAUUGCCAACACCCAUGAGUUGAUCAAGAGUUUCCCCUUUGCCGUUAUUGGAUCCACCAAAGAAGUUCAAACUGGUGAUGGCAGAUUGGUUAGAGGAAGAAGAUAUCCAUGGGGUGUCAUUGAAGUUGAUAACGAAAACCACAAUGAUUUUGUCAGAUUGCGUGAAUUGUUGGUGAGAAACUUUUUAGAAGAAUUGAGGGAAACCACAUCUAAUCAAUUGUAUGAGCAUUAUCGUACUGAAAAGUUGAGGAAAAUGGGUAUCGAGCAAGAUAAUACCGUCUUUAGAGAGUUUGACCCUGCAACCAAACAAGAGGAAGAGAGGGCUCUACAUGAAGCUAAAUUGGCUAAAAUGGAGCAAGAAAUGAAGGCUGUUUUCCAACAAAAAGUUAGUGAGAAGGAAAAGAAGUUACAAAGAUCAGAAGCUGAUUUAUUUGCUAGACAUAAGGAAAUGAAGGAUAAAUUGACCAAACAAAUCAAGUUGUUGGAAGAUAAAAAGGUACAAUUAGAGAAACAAAAGUUGUUGCCACAAGAACCAUCGCCACAACCUGCUCCACAAAAGAGCCGUAAGGGAUUCUUACGUUAA